Molecule: messenger RNA, 1227 nt
Organism: Penicillium maclennaniae
Lineage: Eukaryota; Fungi; Ascomycota; Eurotiomycetes; Eurotiales; Aspergillaceae
Product: structure-specific endonuclease subunit SLX1
Exons: 2
Coding region: 1-1227 (408 amino acids)
Biological process (GO): double-strand break repair via homologous recombination
Cellular component (GO): Slx1-Slx4 complex
Molecular function (GO): 5'-flap endonuclease activity; crossover junction DNA endonuclease activity
Source: RefSeq, a predicted model, not a curated record
AUGCAGUCGCAUGAUGAGCCGAGACCAAUUCCGGCCUAUUACUGCUGCUAUCUCCUUCGGUCUACCAUCCGACACGCUUCGCUCUAUAUAGGCUCAACUCCGAACCCCGUCAGGCGACUUUCCCAGCACAAUGGUGAGGCCAAAGGAGGCGCCAAGCGUACCGCGCGCGAUAAAUUACGGCCCUGGGAAAUGGCCCUCGUGGUGGAGGGCUUCAUGAGCCGAAUUGGUGCUCUUCAAUUUGAAUGGGCUUGGCAGCACCCUGAGAGGACACGACAUAUUGAGCUUGAUGAAGAUGAUCUUCUUAGCUUCCAGUCUAGAUUCACCGUUUGCCGACAGACGGGAAAGACAGCACGGCGAACCACGCGCCGGAGAUCCUUGACGGCUCACCUAGAGGAUCUGCAUUUCCUGCUUCGGUCAGCCUAUUUCAGUAAUUGGCCACUACGGGUGCGAUUCUUCCGCGCAGACGUCUAUCGCGUCUGGAAAGUUUGGAACGAGCGUGUAGAGACCUCUUUACCUCCGUCCAAAGUAAUUCUUGACGGGGACUGUCCUAAGCAAGGUGAUGGGGUGGAAGCAGUGGGCAGCGUUCGCCAGCUGCCGGCGGACUACGCAAAACUUGAAGCAUACUUGGAGAAAUCCACUUUUAUUCUUGGAGACACACAUGAUUUACACUGUGCAGUAUGUAAGAGGCCAGGCAACCCCAAUACACAGCAAAUAGUGGUUUGCCCAAGAGCGCCUUGCCGAGGCACGAGUCAUCUAUUAUGUCUAUCUGCACAAUUCCUUGAAACCACCGAGGAUGCGGGCAUGCUCGUGCCAACGCAGGGAGCCUGCCCGACGUGCAAAGAAGUCAUUCAAUGGCCAAUUAUGAUGCAAGAAUUGAGUUUUCGCAAUCGCGCCGGAAAGGAAGUUCACAUGAUACUGAGACGAAAAGAAAAGCGCGAGCGUAAGGAGUUUGCAGAUCAGUCGCCCACCAAGGAGGGUAAGAGCAAGAGCAAGAGCAAAAAACCCAGUGUGCGCAUGUCUUCUGCCGAGCCAAGAUUCGAUGGUCAGUCAGAGCCUGCGCCAGAACAUAAGUCUGAGGAUGACCCCAAGUUAAACGAUAAUUGGUAUGAGGAAGUCGAGCUGGAAUCGGACAAUGAAUUCGGAACUCGAAACCAGUCGCCUUCGCCAAGUAGACUGGAAAUCGUCAUUGAAGAUAGCGAAUGGGAAGACGCUGAACUUGUGGAAUGA